UGCAGGACCUAGCAGAAAGACAGAAAGGAACAGGAUUAUGAAACUGUAGAAAGGAAGGGAACCAGGGACAGCAGAAUCACUCUCCUUAGCAUUUCACUGGAGUGCGCAGGGCCCCGCCCUUCGACACAAGAGGCCAGCUCCACUCAAAUCACCUUGAUUACAGGUUUUAUGGCUCUGCAUUCCUAAAGGCAAAUCAACUAGCUGCAGAAUCAGUGGACCUUAAACUUUACCAAGCACUGUUGUGUUCCUGUGUUGAUCUUUAGGAGCAACCAGCGUGCUGGUGAAAGUACCUGGCUCUCUGUGGGGAGGUUCAAGAGGGGCACCUUUUACUUUCUAGUUUGCCUGGAUUUAACUUGUUUGAGCACCUGCACAACCCAGCUGCGACAGCUGCUUCCCAGCCAGCAUUGUUUCAAACUUUCAAUGGAUUGAAGACUCCCCCCCCCGCCCACCUAGAAGAAAAACAAUGUUUAAAAAGAAUAUGGCCCCGAGAAGAACGCAGCAGGUGCGGGCGGGGCCUUCCACGGAGCAAUCCUACGUCUACAAGGUGGUUCUGCUGGGGAGCACGGCCGUGGGAAAGUCAAGCAUAGCCUUCCGCUAUGUGAAAAAUGACUUCAGGGAAUCCAUGCCCACUGUGGGAUGUUCUUUCUUCACCCAGCUGGUAUGUUUAGAGACUGCCACGAUUAAGCUUGAGAUCUGGGACACUGCAGGACAAGAGAAGUACCAUAGCGUUUGCCGUCUUUAUUACAGGGGAGCUAAUGCUGCCCUUCUUGUAUAUGACAUUGCCAGAAAGGCAACUUUUGCGAGAGCAAAGCUGUGGUUGAGGGAAUUAGAGAAGGAAUUUCUUCACGAUGAGAUUGUGAUUGUUUUAGUCGGCAAUAAGACAGAUCUUGCCGCUCAGCGGGAAGUCACCUUUGAGGAGGCGGAGGAGUUUGCAAAGAGCAGAAGCUUAAUCUACAUGGAAACGUCGGCAAAAUCCAACCACCACGUGACCGAAGUCUUUAUGGCCGUAGCUCACAAGCUAUUGAAACAGGAACAACAGAAGGAAUCAGCCCUUCAGCAUCAGCCCUGGAAGAAGUCACGUGUGGAUCUGCGAGAGCCAAGCAAUCAGACUAAGAAGUGUUGCAUGAACUAAAGGAAAUGGCAGACUGACCUAGGUUUACCAUCAAAUGCGUUUUUAUUGUGGGGGAGGGAAGGAAUGCUGGCCCUAUGUAUUGUGUGAAGUGCUGUUUUUGCCAAGGCAGCAUGGUUCUCGGGGCAGCUUGUGUGUCACUGUGAUUAUUGCUUUUUAAAAAAAUUAUUAUUGUCAGUGUUCGAUUGAAGAAUUGUACGAGAGGAGAUAUUGCCGAGUGCAAGGGACCUGAAAAGCCCUGCAAAUCUCCUCUCGCUUGUGUUUGUUCAGUGUUAUCAUUAUACAAGAAUACAUUGUAAAGUAUCUUCACAAAUAAAAACAGCAAAAAGGAGGAGUAGUUUCUCUCCCCCCCCACCUUUGCAAAUUCUAUAAAACUUUUACAGAAGCUGUUAACGUUAAGGUCACCCAGUCAUUAAAUGCAAGACAUGGAAUAGCCAGAAUAUGCAGAUCAAGUUUAAUAUUGCUGUAAGAACUCAUGAUUUUCAUAGAAUCAUAGAAGAUCAGGGGUGGAAGGGACCUCCAGAGGUCAUCUAGUCCAACCCCCUGCUCAAUUCAGGACCAAUCCCCAACUAAAUCAUCCCAGCCAGGGCUUUGUCAAGCUGGGCCUUAAAAACCUCAAAGGAAGGAGAUUCCACCACCUCCCUAGGUAACCCAUUCCAGUGUUUCACCACCCUCCUAGUGAAAAAGUUUUUCCUAAUAUUCAGUCUAAACCUCCCCCACUGCAACUUGAGACCAUUACUCCUUGUUCUGUCAUCUGCUACCACUGAGAACAGUCUAGAUCCAUCCUCUUUGGAACCCCCUUUCAGGUAGUUGAAAGCAGCUAUCAAAUCCCCCCUCAUUCUUCUCUUCUGCAGACUAAACAAUCCCAGCUCCCUCAGCCUCUCCUCAUAAGUCAUGUGUUCCAGUCCCCUAAUCAUUUUUGUUGCCCUCUGCUGGACGCUUUCCAGUUUUUCCACAUCCUUCUUGUAGUGUGGGGCCCAAAACUGGACACAGUACUCCAGAUGAGGCCUCACCAAUGUCGAAUAGAGGGGAACAAUCACGUCCCUCGAUCUGCUGCAAUAUCCCUACUUAUACAGUCCAAAAUGCUGUCAUGAGUCUUGUGAUUUUUGGGACGUUUCUUAAAGUCCCAGCUGCUGGAGUCAAACGAUCACUUGAGAAACUUUAAAAAAAAAACAACUCCAAAGCUAACACUUUCUGGCCCUCAUGGUUGUGGAGAAAACUGAGAACAUGAAACAAGCACACCCUGAAGGUCCAGAAACCAGACUGUAAAUAAGGAGACCC
Molecule: messenger RNA, 2410 nt
Organism: Caretta caretta (loggerhead turtle)
Lineage: Eukaryota; Metazoa; Chordata; Testudines; Cheloniidae
Gene: RAB17
Product: RAB17, member RAS oncogene family
Molecular function (GO): GTPase activity; GTP binding
Source: RefSeq, a predicted model, not a curated record